Messenger RNA from Arvicola amphibius (Eurasian water vole), 1424 nucleotides. RefSeq names its product target of Nesh-SH3-like. Gene Ontology annotation, molecular function: protein binding. NCBI's taxonomy places the organism in Eukaryota, Metazoa, Chordata, Mammalia, Rodentia, Cricetidae. The record is from RefSeq and is a predicted model, not a curated record. Gene Ontology annotation, biological process: positive regulation of cell-substrate adhesion; extracellular matrix organization.
AUGGGCACCCACAACCAGACAAUAUGGAGAGAUGGUUUUGGAGAACUCAGCCCUAAAUUUGGUGUCUCUAUUAAGUGCUCUGAUUCAGUGCUAACAAAUUUAUGUGGAAUAGAGGGUAGAAAGACUGUAAAAGACAGAAGCGGUAUCUAUUUCUAUCAGGAACCAGGUCUUGUUUUCUCUCCAAGCCUGGCUGAUAGUGCCAAGCCACAUGGAAUUAUUUCCUCAAGCAGAGUGACUUCCCCACCGCUGAAGGCAACACUCAAACCUACUGGAACAGCUGCAGAGAGACCAGAGGCAGAGAAAAAGCAUCCAACCACUCCUGCUUCCGAAGAAGAAAUUGGCAAUACGACCAAUUUUAGUUCAAGCCCAACAAAAGAAACUGAUCAUCUUGGGAAGCCCAGAUUCACAGGCCCUCAUGUGCGAUACAUCCCGAAGCCAGACAACAGGCCCUGUUCCAUCACUGACUCCAUCAAACGGUUCCCUACAGAGGAAGCCACAGAGGGGAAUGCCACCAGCCCACCACAGAACCCUCCUACCAACCUCACCGUGUUCACCGUGGAAGGCUGCCCCUCGUUUGUCAUCUUGGACUGGGAAAAGCCACUAAAUGACACUGUCACUGAAUAUGAAGUUAUAUCCACAGAAAAUGGGUCAUUCAGCGGGAAGAACAAAUCCAUUCAAAUUACCAAUCCAACCUUUUCUACAGUAGAAAACUUAAAACCAGAUACAAGCUAUGAAUUCCAGGUGAAACCCAAAAAUCCACUCGGUGAAGGCCCUGCCAGCAAUACGGUGACAUUCAGUACUGAAUCAGCUGACCCAAGAGUGAGUGAGCCAAUUUCUGCAGGAAGAGACGCCAUCUGGACUGAAAGACCCUUUAAUUCAGACUCUUACUCUGAAUACAAAGGCAAACAAUAUGUUAAAAGGACAUGGUAUAAAAAAUUUGUUGGAGUCUAGCUAUGUAACUCUCUCAGAUACAAGAUUUAUUUAAGCGACUCCCUCACAGGAAAGUUUUACACCAUAGGAGAUCAGAGGGGCCAUGGAGAAGAUCACUGCCAGUUUGUGGAUUCAUUUCUAGAUGGCCGCACGGGACAGCAACUCGCCUCUGACCAGUUACCCACCAAAGAAGGCUACUUCAGAGCCGUUCGUCAGGAACCUGUCCAGUUUGGAGAGAUAGGCGGUCAUACCCAAAUCAAUUAUGCCCAGUGGUAUGAAUGUGGGAACACAAUUCCUGGGAAAUGGUAGCUGCAGCACAGUUGUUUCCAAAGUACUUCUGGUUCAUUAUCACAAAAGGAAACAAAGAUCCCGUUGGAAAUCCAAUGGUGUUUGUCACCCCCACUCCAAGCUAUUUUGUUUACUGUGUAUAAAAGUUUGCAGCCCAACUGAGAGCAGUACUAGAUGUUGAUUAUUAGAAAAGAUUUCUGAGACGA